AACCGGAAGCGUUGCUGUUUAUUUGUCUGGCCUGACAGCGGCAGGAGGGAGGCUGCAACCAGCGAGCUCCGAGCGGGCUGCGGAGGAUGUCGACCCCGCUGCGGGGACAAGCUCCGGGCGGGACGCUUGUGUCCAGUCGGCUGUUCCUCGCCCAGUCGCCCCGCACCUGGAGCCCUCUGCACCCAUGAAGCCCCCGCUGAUGAAGCCCCGAGCUGCCAAAGUGAGGCGGAAAGUGGCCGGAGACAGAGAGCAUGUACUGGCGCGUCGGGUUUGCCUGGACGCGGUCGUGUGUGGUUGAUCUUGGCCAGAACCAGAGCUUCUCCUCCGGCCUGCUGGGCUCCGAUGAGCAGCUCUCGUUUUAUGGGUACAUCAUCGCCUACCCACUGCAGGACUACGGCGGGAUAAUGUCAGCUUUGGGCUCGGACUCGUGGUGGCGGAAAACGCUGUAUUUGACUGGAGGGGCUCUGCUCGCCGCAGCCGCGUAUUUGCUGCACGAAUUGCUGGCCAUCAGAAAGGAGGAAGAGCUGGACUCUAAAGAUGCCAUCAUACUCCACCAGUUCUCCAGGCCCAAAACUGGCGCCCCGUCCCUGUCCCCUUUCUGCCUUAAGUUGGAGACCUACCUCCGUAUGGUUGACCUGCCCUACCAGAACUACUUUGAUGGGAAGCUUUCACCACAGGGAAAGAUGCCAUGGAUCGAAUACAACCAGGAGCAGGUGUGCGGCACCGAAUUCAUCAUCGACUUCCUGGAGGAGAGGCUGGGAGCGAGCCUCAACAAGAGCCUGACGCCGCAGGAGAAGGCCAUGUCUCGCGCCAUCACCAAAAUGGUGGAGGAGCAUUUCUACUGGACCAUAGCUUACUGUCAGUGGGUGGACAACCUGGAAGAAACCCAGAAGAUGCUGUCAGUGAGCGGACCGCUGAGUGACCUGCUCAAGUGGAUCCUGAGUCACCUGACUGGCGGGAUUGUCAAGAGGGAGAUGUACGGGCACGGGAUCGGACGCUUCUCAAAAGAGGAAGUUUACGCCCUGAUGGAGAAGGACAUGCGCACCCUGGCCACUCUAUUAGGUGAUAAGAAGUAUCUUAUGGGGUCUAAGCUUUCGACAGUAGACGCUGCAGUGUUCAGUCACCUGGCCCCUGCUAUGUGGACGCUACCAGGAACACGGCCGGAGCAGCUAAUCAAAGGUGAGCUCAUCAACCUGGCCAUGUACUGCGAGCGCAUCCGCCGGCGAUUCUGGCCUGAGUGGUUCGUGGAUCUGGAAGACUUUUGCUACAACGACACCACAGAGGGCAGCGACUCAGCCUCUAAACUCCCCGACCUGGGCCUUUACUCCCGCUCGGACACAUCCCAGGACGACACACACACGCACACAUCAAGCAUGCACACACCACAGGAACAGGACCCGCCGUCACCCGACAGCGACCCUACGGGCCACUCGCUGUAUGACUCUGACAUGGACACAGAGUGCUCUGAAAUCGACCAGCUCAAGUGUUGACAAAACACACAAAUACACUGAUAGUACACACCACAUGCGAUAUGCACACCACAGGAGGGAGCUGCAUCCCACCUGUACACAUGCCCCCUACCUCUUUGAACAGAAAACAACAGGGGAGUAUUUCUGUGUCGGCAGAGAAGUUGAGGACAUAGAGGUUUAACUUGCACACUGUAGUGGAGGAAUAACUGCAGCAGAAGGGGGAAAAAUGUGAAACAGAAAGGCAGAAAAGUUGCAGUGGAGGGAGGAAGGUUAAAAAAUAAGACCCAGAAGUAGAGAAACCAGGAGUAAAUGACGCCACUGCUGAGAAACUCCUCCACGUGGUCGACGUCAUCUGCGGUCACAACAUCUCCCUGUCAUAACCAUGGCAACUAUGUGUGUGCGUGACCCUUGUAGCAUUUCAUACCACCCGACCUUGUGUGUGUCUUGACGAAACUGAACCCUUAACGCCUUGUAUUGAUCUGACAUCGACACGUAGGGAAGUGUACAGGAUUUAUGUGAAUGAAUGACGACCGAGUGUAAAUAUAUAAAUGGAUCUGACUUCAGAUUCAAUAGAUAGAAUAUUUGAUUAUAUAUGAAUAUAAAUAGUAUAGAUAGCCUGCAAAUAGAGAAUCACCCCUUUAUCAUAUGGUGUGAAUACUGUAGGUGUUUCUCUUCUGAAAUCCCUUUUGUGUUGGACACAAUGACCAAUGACGCCCCUGUGACUUCCUGUACUCUGUAUCUGUCUACACAACUGGGAUUUUACAGUAAUGCCUGCCGCCCAUAUUUAAACACUGCAGUAAGAAUUCUUGGAAGAUAAUGGAUAGUAAACUACGAUCUGCCACAAGCACUUUGAAACUAUCUUUUGUCUUAUUAAGACAAUUAUUUUGCCCCCUUUUAUUUCCCACGUUAGAAGCAUAAUAUGACAACAUGCAACGUCAGGUGCCUGUGUUGUUUGGGUUGUCAGUGAGGACAGUAGCUUUAGGUCAAAUAGAUAUUUUACAUUCAAGCAUCGAGAGCGAGUCAAACAAUCACGUAGAACUAGAUGAAAUAGAUCUAUAUCCUCUGAAUGAAAGUGCAUGGCUGGUACGUGCCGAUGAAAAUCUCCCUUUACUCUUCACGUUUCUUCGCUGGCUUAUCCGUUAAGUUUGAUCUCUGUUUGUCGGUGCCUCUGGCCAAAUCAAAUCAACCACAUGAAGAUUUUUUAUUUUUUUUCUCUUUUCA
Molecule: messenger RNA, 2690 nt
Organism: Larimichthys crocea (large yellow croaker)
Lineage: Eukaryota; Metazoa; Chordata; Actinopteri; Sciaenidae
Gene: faxca
Product: failed axon connections homolog, metaxin like GST domain containing a
Exons: 6
Coding region: 252-1490 (412 amino acids)
Cellular component (GO): cytoplasm
Source: RefSeq, a predicted model, not a curated record